UAACAAGAACAACCUCAACAACCAGCACCAUGUGUGGCUACUACGGAAACUACUAUGGCGGCAGAGGCUAUGGCUGCUGUGGCUAUGGAGGCCUGGGCUAUGGCUAUGGAGGUCUGGGCUGUGGCUAUGGCUCCUGCUAUGGCUGUGGCUACCGUGGACUGGGCUGCGGCUAUGGCUGUGGCUAUAGCUACGGUUCACGCUCUCUCUGUGGCUGUGGCUAUGGAUAUGGCUCUGGCUAUGGAUCUGGAUUUGGCUACUACUACUGAGGACACCACAGAAGAAUCUGAACCUUCUCUAACUGUGAGGUCAAGACUCUGCCUUUCUGAACCUCAUAUAUUCUAAGCUUCCCACUUAGAUGGUGAGGAUCUACAUCAUGGGUUUCUGAUAUGGUUUUACUGAAGUCUUGCCUUCUGGUUCCUUCUGGAUCUCAUACAUCCAAUUCAUCCUUUUGAGAAUUUGUCGUAAAAAGAGAGAGAAUGUGAAAUGCAUGCUCUGGGUGCCUAAGUGGUCAUUCAUUGGGAUGCUUUGUCACAGAUUCUACUGGUUUUUGACCAGGAGAGUUUUUUUCUUUUCCAAAUAAACUUAUUUAACUGAA
Messenger RNA from Peromyscus maniculatus bairdii (prairie deer mouse), 595 nucleotides. Lineage: Eukaryota; Metazoa; Chordata; Mammalia; Rodentia; Cricetidae. The record is from RefSeq and is a predicted model, not a curated record.